Rhagoletis zephyria (snowberry fruit fly) is the source of this 2905-nucleotide messenger RNA. RefSeq lists its product as uncharacterized. Lineage: Eukaryota; Metazoa; Arthropoda; Insecta; Diptera; Tephritidae. The record is from RefSeq and is a predicted model, not a curated record.
UCAGAUGCCAUUCGCGAUGCCUCUUACAAUCUUGACAGUAGGAGAAAACCCAAAGCGUGGUGAAACCCUAACUUCCUAAAAAUGCUUAAAGAGCAAGUUCCCCAAAACGAAAGUUUGGAAAUAAAUAAACAAAUAACACCAGACUGCAGUCUCGCGAUCACUCAGGAAGAACUAGAAGAUAUUUUAAAAAGGAAAAACAAGAAGUCAGCUGGAGGGUAUGAUAGAAUAACAUACAAAAUGAUUAAGGCGCUACCUGACAGUUCUUUAAACAACCUCCGAACAACACUAAACGAUAUUUUUUUUGACUAACCAAAUCCCUGACAACUGGCGAAGGGUCAAGAUUGUACCCAUCCCCAAGAAAGAUAGGGACCUUGACAAUUUUAGGAAUUUUCGACCUAUAGCGUUAAUUUCAGUGUUACUAAAAUGUAUAAACCUAUGUGUUAAAUAUAGAUUAGAAGAGUUCUUACAACUCAAUAAUAUUCUACCGCACUCCUCCUUUGCAUAUAGGAAAAAGAAGUCGGCGACCAUGGCAGUUAACUAUCUUCUGCAUAAAACGGCUAUUAAAAAACAUAAAGGCAAAAAAAUCAUUUUCUGUGCCAUUGACAUCAGCAAUGCCUACAAUUGUGUAGACAUAAACAAAGUAGCUGUUAUUAUAAACAAUGUAGGAAUCAAUUCAAACUACGCUGAGUGGAUCAUAAAUGUACUGGCAUUAAGAAAUCUUAUACUAGCGGAAGAGUCAAUCUACAUCAGUGGUGGUCUACCACAGGGUAGCUGCCUCUCCCCACUCCUAUUUAAUAUAUAUACCAAAGACUUACACAAUAUCAGAGAUGAAAACACUAGCAUCAUCCAAUUCGCAGAUGAUUUUGUGAUUUGCUCGGACGGGGAUGACGUGGAAAGUGCAACAUGUAGGCUGCAACAAAAAAUUACUAUGUUUAAUGAAAUAGCGAAAAAUCUAAACCUCUCUUGCAACCCACUGAAAACCAAAAUAUUGUAUGUCAGCAAGGGCAGUAAAAAACGUAUUCAAAUAACUUUAGAAAACACUCAAAUUGAGCAAACGAACGCUAUAAAAUUCCUAGGUAGAUAUAUCAAUACUUCUCUUACACUGACAGAGCACUACAAUUCUGUAAUUGCCAACUCCAAGAACAAUUCCAAACUUUUCAAAAUGAUCACCACUGUAAAAUCAGGACUAAGACCAAAUGUUGCGCUUAAUUUUUACAAGUCUUUCGUCAGAUCCAAAGUUGAAUACUGCCGAACGUCAGCUGCAAAUAGUACUGUAAUAGUCAACAAGAAAAUCAGAACGUUUCAAAAUAGCUUCCUGAGAAGGGCGCUUGGAAUAACACCAGCCACACCAAUUCCCUUAAUUUACGCACUUGCAAAUGAGCUUCCGCCAUUAGAGAGAGCCAAAUGGCUCACCGCCAAAGAGCUGUUAAAAAUACUUACCUCCGACGAUCCAUUUAAAUCAGACAUUUUUAACCACCCCUACUUAAACUCCAGCUACAGUAAAACCUACCUGGAAUUUAAACACUUUUUUGACCUCCUAGGGUCCGCUGAUCACUUGCUCCCUCCCCCUAACUUAAUUGUCUUGACCAAUCUCCUGUCCAACAGCAAACGCAACACACCCAAGGAGACGGCCCUCGCAACAUAUGCGAGGAUCCUUCAUGAUUACAGAAGAUCACUUUUCAAAAUUUUUUACACGGAUGCUUCCAUACAACAAAACUGUGCAGGGAUUGGCAUAUACGACCUUUCCAAUGAUAUAGAACACAUGUAUAAAAUAAAUUUUAAUACAUCCUCGAGCUUCGGUGAGGUUAUUGCAAUUUGGAAAACCUUGCAAACAGCGACCACAAACAGCUAUGAUAAAACCUAAUCCACAAAAUCAUCAAAGAAUCUCCUAUUCUCGUCCAUGUGAUCUGGACACCAGCACAUGUUGGAAUAAGUGGUAACGAAAGGGCUGACCAACUAGCUAAAAAAGCGUCUGAACAUGCACAAACCAUUGAGGUAAAAUUAACAGCCACCGAAGCCAGUAGGAACAUUUAUAAUCAGAUAAAGAACACCUGGUACAAUGAUUUUUUAAGUUUCUCCAAUGAUAAACCGAACCUUUUUUCCCGCAUUUUUAAUACCAGUCCAACGCACCCAUGGUUUAGAAAAUGUCCACUUACGCCCAAGCAAAUCAAAAUCAUUAAUAGAAUUUUAACUGGCUAUACGUAUGAUAAGUCUUACUUAUUUAAAAUCAAAGCAAUAAACUCAAACGCAUGCGUGUGUGGUCAGAUUAGCAACUACACCCAUUUAAUUCUACAUUGUGAAAGACUCAAAACCAUCAGAGAAAGAUUUGAUGUAAUCAAAAACUCGAACAACCUAGACGAGAUACUCCAAGGUAUGAACCCUGGCAAACUAACACAACUUGUACUGUUUAUCGAAGAAGCACAAAUCUCGCUUUAAAUACUUUAAAAAAAAUAAAUAAAAAAAUUGCUUCUAACAACAACUCAUUUUGAUCGCGUUUUGACGUUCCAACGCAUUCGCUCAGCGCGUAUUUGGGGGCCGUACAAGCCCUCCGGCAUAUACAAACAUGCACCUGGAAACAAAACCAAACGGCAGCGCAAACACGAAACUUUUCACCACACUCAAUUCUGUCUUUUGUGCUGUCAUUUCGGACACACCAACAUAAAUCAGUAGCUGAAAAACGGCGAGCAACCAAACAACUCAUUAAAAACACAAAAGUCGCACGGAUGUGCAUUCGUUUAAUCAGACGGCAAACUCACAAAGAAAUAAGGAAGACAAUUACCCAGAACACCACUAGCAGCAAAUCGAUCUAAAUAAGCAGCGAAUAACACGGUUCACAACUUAAAGGAAUAACCUGGCUUAUGUAGCGCUCCGCUUUGCCAACACAACCCAAAACCAAAAAAAAAAA